This is a messenger RNA of Paramecium tetraurelia, 1572 nucleotides long. RefSeq lists its product as uncharacterized. Gene Ontology annotation, cellular component: myosin complex. Gene Ontology annotation, biological process: protein phosphorylation. Gene Ontology annotation, molecular function: ATP binding; protein serine/threonine kinase activity; cytoskeletal motor activity. The record is from RefSeq and is a predicted model, not a curated record. NCBI's taxonomy places the organism in Eukaryota, Ciliophora, Oligohymenophorea, Peniculida, Parameciidae. The transcript is spliced from 8 exons.
AUGGAUUAUGAGCAAGUGAUGAAUGACAAAAAGUUACGUGAGUAACUGGAAGGAGGUGAAACAAUAGUACUUACAAUGAAGGUGAUAAAAUUUACAGGUUAGAACAAAAAGUUACCUAGAGUAAUUGCAAUCACAAACAAGAAUGUAUAUAACAUUUCACCGGCAGAAGGCAAUUCCGUUAAGAGUUUUUUUUAAAGUUUAGUAAAUAAAUCAAGAAUAAAGAGGAAAAUACCAUUAUCUGCAAUAACUUCGAUCACAAUUUCGAAAAUUGUGAAGGAAUUCAUAUUACAUAUACCUACAGAAUAUGAUCAAAGAUAUCAAGUGGAUGAUUAAUUGUCAUUGAUUAUACAAACUUUGUGUGAAGUCUAUGUAAAGCAUAAUCUAAAAAAAAUACGAUGUCAUUUCAUUGAAGAAAUGAAUCUAAGUCAAUACACAACUACAAACUAUGAUAUUAAGAAAAGCGUUCGAAGAUAACUCCCAAAAAAAGGAGCAGAAAUGACUGUAGAUGAUGUCAAAAUUGCAAUGUAAGCUGCCAGAGGGAAUGUUCAAACAAUCUAUUAAAAAUCGAACACUUCGGAGAUUAGUAUAGAAGAUUUCACAUUAAUUAAGAUGUUGGGAAGAGGAGCAUUUGGAAAAGUUAUGCUUUGUGAGAAGAAAGAUACAAAGGAAAUAUUUGCGAUAAAGAGUUUACGUAAGGAGGAUAUCAUCUCAAGAGAUCAUAUUGAAUAUCUAAAAACAGAGAGAAAAAUCUUAGAAUAAACAUAACAUCCAUUUCUUGUGUCUUUGGAGUAUGCUUUCAUCACUUAGGAGUGCGUAUACUUUGUUAUGAAAUUUAUGAUAGGAGGUGAAUUGUAUACUCAUCUUCAAAAGGUGAAUAAAUUUAACGAAGAUUAUGCCUUGUUCUAUUCAUCAUAAGUGCUUUUGGCUUUGGAGUAUCUGCACAAACAAGGGAUUAUAUAUAGAGAUUUGAAACCAGAAAACAUUCUGAUGGAUGAAAAAGGAUAUGUGGCUUUAACAGAUUAUGGAUUAGCUAAGUUUUUAUCAAAAGGAUAAGUAGCUUAAUCAAUAGUUGGAACCCCGGAAUAUUUGGCUCCUGAGGUAAUUACUCAAUAAGGACAUGCCUUCACUGCUGAUUGGUGGUGUUUAGGCAUACUUAUAUUUGAAAUGUUGUGUGGUAGGACUCCAUUCUUCUCAGAAAACAGAAAUCAAAUGUUUAGAAACAUAGUAGAAUCCGAAUUGAAAUUUCCAUCAACUAUUAAUCUCUCUAAUGAUUGCAAGAAUCUGUUGACAGCUUUACUAAAAAAGAAACCUCAUGAGAGAUUGGGAAACAAAGGUGAUGCUGAAGAAAUAAAGAAACAUCCUUGGUUUAAAAAGAUUGAUUUCUAAAGACUACUAUAGAAAGAAAUUUAAGCACCUAUAAUACCUGAUUUAUAAUCAGCCACAGAUUUAUCUAAUUUCAACCCACAAAUUCUAGAUGAAAAAAUCGAAGAAGAUCAAAAUCAAACUACAAACACUUAGGCAGUUAAGAAAUUCGAUCAGGAAUUUUAUGGACUCAAUUACAAAAAAGAGUGA